GACCUCAUCGACCACCUGGAGAGAUCUGGGAAACCCUGUUCAGGGUUCUGGACGACAUCAAGGAGUCUGUCAGGAAGGCUGCUGAUAUAACCCUCAAAACACUGAGUAAGGUGUGUACUAGGAUGUGUGAGUCGUCAGGUUUAGCAGCCCAGAGGACUGUAGCUGUUCUGUUACCAACCCUCCUGGAUAAAGGCAUCGUCAGCAACGUGCCUGAGGUCCGCUCUCUCAGUAUCCAGACCCUGGUGAAGGUGUCUAAGACAGCUGGUAAUAGGUUGAAGCCCCACGCCCCUCGUCUAAUCCCAGCACUCCUGGAGGCUCUCAGUGUCCUGGAGCCACAGGUCCUCAACUACCUCAGCCUCCGAGCCACGGAGCAGGAGAAGAGUGCCAUGGAUGCUGCCAGACUCAGUGCUGCCAAGUCCUCCCCCAUGAUGGAGACCAUCAACAUGUGUCU
This is a messenger RNA of Oncorhynchus nerka (sockeye salmon), 451 nucleotides long. RefSeq names its product proteasome adapter and scaffold protein ECM29-like. Gene Ontology annotation, molecular function: molecular adaptor activity. The transcript has 5 exons. The record is from RefSeq and is a predicted model, not a curated record. Lineage: Eukaryota; Metazoa; Chordata; Actinopteri; Salmoniformes; Salmonidae. Gene Ontology annotation, cellular component: nucleus; cytoplasm. The annotation marks the transcript as partial.